This is a messenger RNA of Artibeus jamaicensis (Jamaican fruit-eating bat), 468 nucleotides long. RefSeq names its product S100 calcium binding protein A5 (gene S100A5). The record is from RefSeq and is a predicted model, not a curated record. The coding region runs from base 28 to 309 and encodes 93 amino acids. Lineage: Eukaryota; Metazoa; Chordata; Mammalia; Chiroptera; Phyllostomidae. The transcript is spliced from 3 exons. Gene Ontology annotation, cellular component: nucleus; cytoplasm. Gene Ontology annotation, molecular function: transition metal ion binding; calcium ion binding.
UGGUCCUUCCUUGAAUUGCACACCAGCAUGGAGACCCCUCUUGAGAAGGCCCUGGCCACAAUGGUCACCACUUUCCACAAAUAUUCGGGGAGAGAGGGCAGCAAACUGACCCUGAGUAGGAAGGAACUAAAGGAGCUGAUCAAGAAGGAGCUGUGUCUGGGCGAGAAGAUGCAGGAGGGCAGUAUCGAUGACCUGAUGAAGAGCCUUGACAAAAACUGCGACCAGGAGAUCGACUUUAAGGAGUACUCGGUGUUCCUGACAACGCUGUGCAUGGCCUACAAUGACUUCUUCCUGGAGGACCACAAAUGACAGGGCUCAACUGCUGCCCCAGCCUCUGCGGCUCCUUUCACAGAUGCUCUGCGGCCCUAUGCACCCCUCUCCCUCCCAGGUGGACCCCGCUUCAGCUUUCCCUUCCACCAGAGGAAAUAAAGAUUUUUCCACUCCAGGUGUCUGGAGGCUAGCUUUGAA